Molecule: messenger RNA, 1186 nt
Organism: Olea europaea var. sylvestris
Lineage: Eukaryota; Viridiplantae; Streptophyta; Magnoliopsida; Lamiales; Oleaceae
Product: nuclear pore complex protein NUP62-like
Exons: 9
Coding region: 1-810 (269 amino acids)
Biological process (GO): protein import into nucleus; RNA export from nucleus
Cellular component (GO): nuclear pore; nuclear pore central transport channel
Molecular function (GO): phospholipid binding; structural constituent of nuclear pore
Source: RefSeq, a predicted model, not a curated record
AUGGGUAUGGAUCGUGGAUCCUUUGUUGUGGUUGAUGAAUUUUCUGCUAAUAUUUCUUUAGGUGUCCCUGCUUCAAGUUCUGCAACUGCAACAACCUCAAGUUCCAGUUCUGCUGCUCAAAUAUCUUCAUCCCUGGUUCCAGCUUCCAGCAGUGGGACCACUUCAACUGCAGUAGCUUCUGCACCGAAGUUACCAUCUGAAAUCACUGGGAAAACUGUUGAAGAGAUCAUCAAGGACUGGAAUGCUGAGCUACAAGAGCGUACUGGAAAAUUUCGAAAACAGGCGAAUGCAAUAGCUGAGUGGGACCUCAAGAUUUUAAGGAAUCGCGACAUACUUCUACAGCUUGAGAGUGAAGUUGCUAAAGUGGUUGAGACGCAAGGUAGUUUGGAGCGGCAGCUGGAGCUAAUUGAAACUCAUCAAGAUGAGGUCGACAAAGCCUUGCAUAGUAUGGAAGACGAAGCAGAGCGAAUAUACAAAGAUGAGCAAGGAUCACUUCUUGAGGACGAAGCUGCGUCGACAAGAGACGCAAUGUAUGAGCAGGCUGAAUUGAUAGAGAUGGAGCUGGAGCACAUGACUGAACAGAUCAAAUCGAUCAUUAAUACUCUUAAUUCCAAUCAGGGUGGAGAGCUUGAGGCAACUGAUGGGAUGACUCCACUGGAUAUUGUUGUUCGUGUCUUAAACAACCAAUUGAGUUCAUUGCUGUGGGUGGAUGAGAAGGCUGAAGAAUUCUCUUCGCGAAUUCAAGAGCUUGCAAGUCGAGGCUCUGCUGGUGGCCGAGAAUCAUUGACCCCUAAGCUUUGGUUGUCAUAAGAUGAGCAGACACGAUAACUUACACAAAAUCAUGUAAUAUGUACUAUUUCUGGAUGGAAGCAGUUGCACAUCGAUGUUAUUCUUAGCUCUUAAGUAAUGUAGACAGGUUUUUUGGAUAUUCGUGGUGUGAUGACUAUGUUGGACUAGAAAAAGGAAAUUAGUUCUUCUAGGGGUACAUCACCCCAACCUUAUGGACACCCGACGCCUCGUCAUUGGCGAGGCGCCUGACGCACGCAGGGGGCGCCUGACGCAUGCAGGGGCCCAUAGGUUAGGCGACAAUGGCAAGGCGCCGGGUGUCCAUUAUGGAUACCCUUAGGUACAAUGUGACGUGCCUUUAGCAUUUUUGAAAGGAAAGGGUUACCCGUUGUCCAGUUUC